Diversispora eburnea is the source of this 817-nucleotide messenger RNA. The record is from the annotation of a GenBank genome assembly. Lineage: Eukaryota; Fungi; Glomeromycota; Glomeromycetes; Diversisporales; Diversisporaceae.
AUGCCUGCCGAUGAAAAUCAAAAAUUCACUGGACAUCUUGGUAGUUUGAGUAAACAUCAAGCUGAAACCUUAGAAACUUUCCGUAAGGAAAUUAAGGAAGCUGGUAUUUUCGAAGAAAGACGUCACUUUGAUGCCUGUUUACUUCGUUUUUUACGUGCCAGAAAGUUUGACCUUCCUAAAACUAAAAAAAUGUUUAUGGAUUGUGAGAAAUGGCGAAAAGACUUCGGAGUUGACGAUUUAGUCAAGAAUUUCGAUUAUACGGAACGGGAGGAGGUUAUGAAACAUUUCCCUCGAUAUUAUCACAAGACCGACAAUGAGGGACGUCCUAUUUACAUAGAAGAAAUUGGAAGAGUUGAUAUUAAAUCUUUAUAUCAAAUUACUACCCUUGAACGUCAAAUUCAAAACUUGGUUGUGGAAUAUGAAAAACUUGCAGAUAUUCGACUUCCAGCUUGUUCGGCAAAAUGUGGUACCCUUAUCGAAACUUCUUGUACCAUCUUAGAUCUUAAAGGUGUAUCUUUGCGUUCUUUCUCGAAUGUAUUUAGUUUCGUUAAACAAGCUUCUAAUAUUGGACAAAAUUAUUAUCCGGAACGUAUGGGUAAAUUUUAUAUCAUUAAUGCUCCUAUGCUUUUUUCUUCUGUGUGGGGUAUUGUAAAACCUUUAUUGGAUGAAGUGACUGCUGCCAAAAUUACAAUUUUGGGUUAUAAAUAUCCAUCAACAUUAUUAAAAAAUAUUCCUGCCGAAAAUUUACCUGCUGCUUUUGGAGGGAAAUGUAAUUGUGAAGGUGGUUGUCAACUUAGUGAUGCUGUUGCAAUAGAAU